Messenger RNA from Myiozetetes cayanensis, 1397 nucleotides. RefSeq names its product exosome component 4 (gene EXOSC4). Bases 95 to 850 code for a protein of 251 amino acids. Lineage: Eukaryota; Metazoa; Chordata; Aves; Passeriformes; Tyrannidae. The transcript has 3 exons. Gene Ontology annotation, biological process: nuclear mRNA surveillance; U4 snRNA 3'-end processing; poly(A)-dependent snoRNA 3'-end processing. The record is from RefSeq and is a predicted model, not a curated record. Gene Ontology annotation, cellular component: nuclear exosome (RNase complex); nucleolus; cytoplasmic exosome (RNase complex).
GGGCGGCGCGCGGGGCACGCCGGGAGUUGUGGUCCGGGCCCACGUGGGAUCGGUCCGGGAUCGGCCCCGGGAUCGGCCCAGGAUCGCUGCCGGUAUGGCGGGGCUGGAGCUGGUGUCGGACGCGGGCUUUCGGGCCGACGGGCGCCGCCCGGACGAGCUGCGCAAGGUGCGGGCCCGGCUGGGGGUGCUGGCGCGGGCGGACGGCUCGGCCUACCUGGAGCAGGGCAACACCAAGGUCCUGGCGGCCGUGUACGGCCCGCACGAGGUCCGAGGGUCCCGGGCCAAGGCCCCCCCUGACCGUGCCCUGCUGAGCUGCCGCUGCAGCUCGGCGCCGUUCGCGGGGGGCGGGGAGCGGCGCCGGAGACCCCCCCAGGGGGACCGCAGGUCGGGGGAGCGGGCGCUGCUGCUCAGGGGGGUCCUGGAGGGGGCCGUGCUCACCCACCUGUACCCCCGCUCCCAGAUCGACGUGCACGUCCAGGUGCUGCAGGCGGACGGGGGCGAGCUGGGUGCCAGCGUGAGCGCGGCGGGGCUGGCGCUGCUGGACGCGGGGGUGCCCAUGCGGGGGGCGGUGGUGGCCGGGUCCGCCGGGCUGGCCGAGCCCCCCGCGGGGCCCCCCCUGGCCCUGGCCGACCUGAGCGCGGCCGAGGAGGCGGCCGGGGGGCCGAGGCUCGUGGUGGCCACGCUGCCCGCCUCGGGCCACCUGGCCCUGUGCCAGCUGAGCGCCUGCCUGCACCAGGAGCGGCUCCAGCCCGUGCUGGACAUGGCCCAGCACGCCUGCCAGGGGCUCCACGCCGUGCUGGACACCGUGGUCAGGGACAGGCUGAGGAGGGACACGGCCCUGGCAGAGUGACCAGCGCCCAGGGACACGUGGGGACACCGCCAGGACAGCGCUGUGGCUGCGUGACUGACCCCAGGGACACCCCCAGGACACUGGGACACCACCAGGGAUGAGUGACCAACCCUGGGGACAACACCAGGGAUGAGUGAUUGACUCUGGGGACACCACCAGGGAUGAGUGACCGACCCUGCAACACCACCUUGGCAGUGGCCAGCCCUGGGGACAUCGCCGUGGCAGAGUGACCAGCAGGGACACCAGCAGUGGGGGCACAUGGGCAACAGCGCAGUGCCGUGGCUGACUGACCCCUGGGGACAUCACAGUGACCGACUGACCCCUGGGACACUGCCAUGGCCAACUGACCCCGUGGACACAAGUACAAGGACCCCGUGCUGCCAACUGACCCCUGGGGACACAGUGUGACCAACUGACCCCUGGGGACACGGUGUGACCAACUGACCCCUGGCUCUGGCAGCAGGACCCCACCCUGGCCGAGUGGCUGAUGGGGGCAGGGGGGCCGAGGGCGCUGUCACUGUGGCAAUAAACUCUGGUGUGUGUCACA